CUGCGGGGAUCACUUAGCUAAUGCCUCUGUUCAGCACCAGAGAGGUUCUCUAAGAAUCUUCCCGGACUUUCCGCCCUCGUCUCCCUUGCCCAGCGUGGAUAGGAUUGUUGCAGAUAACGCCAGGGAGGGUCAUCCUGGCUCCCGCAGCGCGGACUCCUGUUUUGCGGGCCAGGGUAGGGCCACACUCCUGCGCUCCUGUGAGGUGGCGCGAGGCCCGCUGAGGGCGGGAGGAGGCGGCCCCCUCUAGCCGGGGUGGAGCCAACAGCACAGCAAGAGUGAGAGGGAAAGGCACUCCCAGCAUGGGCUCGGGGUGCGGGAGACCCGGGGGGUCUCCGGUGCUGCUAUUGUUGCCGCUGUUGCUGCCCUCGUGUCCGCUGCGGAGCGCUCGGAUGUUUCCAGGAAAUGCCCAUGGAGAGCCAGUCACUCCCCACUGGAUCCUGGAGGGCAGACUCUGGCUCAAGGUCACCCUGGAGGAGCCGAUCUUGAAGCCUGACUCGGUGCUGGUGGCUUUAAAGGCUGAAGGCCAGGAUCUCCUGCUUGAACUGGAGAAGAACCACAGGCUUCUGGCCCCAGGAUACACAGAAACCCACUACAGGCCAGAUGGGCAUCCCAUAGUGCUGUCCCCCAACCACACGGAUCAUUGCCAAUAUCAUGGGCGUGUGAGGGGCUUCCGGGAAUCCUGGGUGGUUCUCAGCACCUGCUCUGGGAUGAGUGGCCUUAUUGUGCUCAGCAGCAAAGUCAGCUAUUACCUGCAACCCCGGACUCCUGGGGAUACCAAAGACUUCCCAACCCACGAGAUCUUCCGGAUGGAGCAGUUGUUCACCUGGAGAGGGGUCCAGAGAGACAAGAACUCCCAAUACAAAGCAGGAAUGGCCAGUCUUCCUCAUGUCCCCCAGAGCCGGGUGAGGCGAGAGGCGCGCAGGAGUCCCAGGUACCUGGAACUGUACAUAGUGGCUGACCACACCCUGUUCUUGCUUCAGCAUCAGAACUUGAACCACACGAGACAGCGCCUCCUGGAGGUUGCCAAUUGCGUGGACCAGAUUCUCAGGACUCUAGAUAUUCAGUUGGUGUUGACCGGGCUGGAAGUGUGGACCGAGCAGGAUCUCAGUCGCAUCACGCAGGACGCAAACGAAACGCUCUGGGCUUUCCUCCAGUGGCGCCGCGGGGUGUGGGCCAGGAGACCACACGACUCCACACAACUGCUCACGGGCCGCACCUUCCAGGGUACCACGGUGGGCCUGGCACCUGUGGAGGGCAUGUGCCUUGCAGAGAGCUCCGGAGGUGUGAGCACAGACCACUCGGAACUCCCCAUCGGCACAGCAGCCACCAUGGCCCACGAGAUAGGCCACAGCCUGGGCCUCCACCAUGAUCCCGAGGGCUGCUGCAUGCAGGCCGACGCAGAGCAAGGAGGCUGCGUCAUGGAGGCAGCCACAGGGCACCCUUUCCCGCGCGUCUUCAGCGCCUGCAGCCGCCGCCAGCUGCGCACCUUCUUCCGCAAAGGGGGCGGUCCUUGCCUCUCCAACAUCUCCGCGCCGGGGCUCCUAGUGCUGCCCAGCCGCUGCGGAAAUGGCUUCUUGGAAGCAGGAGAAGAGUGCGACUGCGGUUCUGGCCAGAAGUGCCCAGACCCCUGCUGCUUUGCCCACAAUUGCUCCCUGCGUGCGGGGGCUCAAUGCGCCCACGGUGAUUGCUGUGCGAGGUGCCUGUUAAAGUCCGCGGGCACGCCUUGUCGUCCUGCUGCGACUGACUGCGACCUCCCCGAGUUCUGCACCGGCACCUCCCCGUAUUGCCCCAAAGAUGUUUACCUACUGGAUGGCUCACCCUGCGCUGAGGGUCGCGGCUAUUGCCUAGACGGCUGGUGUCCCACGCUGGAGCAGCAGUGCCAACAGCUAUGGGGGCCUGGGUCCAAGCCGGCCCCAGAGCCAUGUUUCCAGCAGAUGAACUCCGUGGGGAAUUCGCAGGGGAACUGUGGCCAGGACCACAAGGGUAGCUUCCUGCCUUGUGCUCAGAGGGACGCUCGGUGUGGGAAACUGCUGUGCCAGGGAGGGGAGCCGAACCCACUAGUGCCGCACGUAGUGACUAUGGACUCCACAAUUCUCCUAGAGGGCCGCGAAGUGGUUUGCCGAGGGGCCUUUGUGCUCCCAGAUAGUCACCUGGACCAGCUUGACUUGGGUCUGGUAGAGCCAGGCACCCGCUGUGGACCUAGAAUGGUGUGCCAGGACAGGCACUGUCAGAAUGCUACCUCCCAGGAGCUGGAACGCUGCUUGACUGCCUGCCAUAACGGUGGGGUUUGCAAUAGCAAUCGUAACUGUCACUGUGCUGCUGGCUGGGCUCCACCCUUCUGUGACAAGCCUGGCUUGGGUGGUAGCGUGGAUAGUGGCCCUGCACAGUCUGCAAACCGAGAUGCCUUCCCCUUGGCCAUGCUCCUCAGCUUCCUGCUGCCUCUGCUCCCUGGGGCUGGCCUAGCCUGGUGCUACUACCAGCUCCCAACACUCUGUCAUCGAAGGGGACUGUGCUGCAGGAGGGACCCCCUAUGGAAUAGAGACCUACCCCUGGGCAGUGUGCAUCCCGUGGAGUUUGGCUCCAUCAUCACUGGAGAGCCCUCGCCCCCUCCCCCAGGGACUUCUUGCCAACAGCGUUCGCACCCUCCAUCUCUUGACUUGCUCUCAGACCCUGCGAACUCUGAGCUUACCUAAGAACUACCCUCUGAAGCUUGCACCAUGCAGACCUGCCCUAUCCCUCUGGUAUGGAAGCACCCUGAGGCCCUCCUGUUGCCCAGUCACCAACCUCUGUCUCAGUUUGUUGCCCCCUCCUCAGAGAAGCUAUUGUCAUAGAGACCAUGAUGCUGGAAGCCCUAGGGGCAGGGAAGGGAGACACUGUGGUUCUUCUUCGGUCCUUAUAGAGGGAGGACAAAUGUGCCCUGCCACAUGACUUGCAGUCCUCAGUGACUCAGAUGCACUCUUAUAAUUCCUAUGGGCUGUAUGCUGAGCUCUUACUCAGCAUAGGAACUCCAGAGCUCAAUCAUGUUGUAUCCCGCGCUGCCUUGAGAGCUGUGCUAUUCUGAAAUGUCAGAAUGUAUCUA
This is a messenger RNA of Mus caroli (Ryukyu mouse), 3079 nucleotides long. It is a transcript of the gene Adam33, whose product is annotated as ADAM metallopeptidase domain 33. Gene Ontology annotation, biological process: proteolysis. Gene Ontology annotation, molecular function: metalloendopeptidase activity. Lineage: Eukaryota; Metazoa; Chordata; Mammalia; Rodentia; Muridae. The record is from RefSeq and is a predicted model, not a curated record.